CUCCUUUCUUCGAUUAUUAUUUUUAUUAUUUUCGAUUUUUCUCUCAAAAUUGAACCCUUUCUCCUUCAUCGCACACAGAGUUUCAAACCUUCAACAGCCUAUAAAAACCCCCAAUUACUCUCUCUCAUCACUCACUUUCUCUCUCUAGGGUUCCGCGACUGCUGACUACUGAUCGAGUGCUGAUCGGACGGUGUUCAUCGCGUUUGUUUCAGAGACAUGACGAUGGUUACGUCACAACCGUUGGAUCAAGAAGAUGAAGAGAUGCUUGUGCCGAACAAUGAGGUUGUGGAAGGACGUAAUGCUUUGGAUGGUACACAACCAGUUGAAGCUCCUCAACAAAUGGAAGUGGAUGGCCAAGCGGAAGUUGUUAGCACAGCAGAGAAUCAACCUGAAAAUGAAACUCAGACAACUAGAUUCACAUGGGUAAUCGAGAAUUUCUCCCGUCAGAACAAAAGGCUUUACUCUGAUGUUUUUACGGUUGGGGGAUAUAAAUGGCGUGUGCUUGUAUUUCCAAAGGGAAAUAAUGUUGAAUAUUUGUCAAUGUAUCUGGAUGUGGCUGAUUUCGCGACGUUGCCGUAUAAUUGGAGUCGAUACACAAUCUUUAACUUGUCUGUGGUUAAUCAGCUCCACAGUAAAUACACAGUGAAAAAAGACGCACAACACCAGUUUCAUGGAAGGGAAAGUGACUGGGGGUUCACAUCGUUUAUGCCUCUAAGUGAACUAUAUGACUCUAGUAAAGGUUACCUUGUGAAUGACACAUGUAUUAUCGAAGCCGAUGUAGCGGUACGUAAAGUGAUUGAUUAUUGGUCAUAUGACUCAAAGAAGGAGACUGGCUAUGUUGGACUUAAGAACCAAGGAGCAACAUGUUACAUGAACUCCCUCCUUCAAACUCUGUACCAUAUUCCUUAUUUUCGAAAGGCGGUGUAUCAUAUGCCGACAACAGAAAACGACAUGCCAUCUGGCAGUAUUCCAUUGGCUCUUCAAAGCUUGUUCUAUAAGCUUCAGUACAAUGAAACUAGUGUUGCAACAAAGGAACUGACAAAAUCUUUUGGGUGGGAUACAUAUGAUUCUUUCAUGCAACAUGAUGUCCAGGAACUUAACCGAGUUUUGUGUGAAAAACUUGAAGAUAAAAUGAAGGGUACAGUUGUAGAAGGUACAAUACAAAAGUUAUUUGAAGGACACCAUAUGAAUUACCUUGAAUGCAUCAACGUGGACGUCAAAUCAACCAGAAAGGAAUCAUUCUAUGAUCUUCAACUUGAUGUGAAAGGCUGUCAAGAUGUGUAUGCGUCUUUUGACAAAUACGUUGAAGUGGAACGACUUGAGGGUGACAAUAAAUAUCAUGCUGAAGGACAUGGUUUGCAGGAUGCUAGGAAGGGAGUCCUGUUUACUGAUUUUCCGCCUGUUCUUGAACUUCAGCUAAAGCGUUUUGAAUAUGAUUACACAAGGGAUACAAUGGUAAAAAUAAAUGACCGUUAUGAAUUCCCACUAGAGCUUGAUCUUGAUAGGGAUGGUGGCAAGUAUCUAUCUCCUGAUGCAGAUAAGAGUGUCCGCAACCUUUACACUCUUCACAGUGUAUUGGUCCAUAGUGGCGGCAUAAGUGGUGGACACUAUUAUGCAUACAUUAGACCUACUUUAUCAGAUCAAUGGUUCAAGUUUGAUGACGAACGGGUUACAAAAGAAGAUCUAAAGAGGGCAUUAGAAGAGCAAUAUGGUGGCGAGGAAGAGUUGCCCCAGACAAACCCUGGCUACAAUAACGCUCCUUUCAAAUUCACAAAAUACUCAAAUGCAUACAUGCUCGUGUAUAUACGUGAGAGUGACAAAGAAAAGAUUGUUUGUGACGUGAAUGAGAACGAUAUAGCAGAACAUCUCAGGAUAAGGUUGAAAAGAGAGAAGGAAGAGAAGGAAACCAAGAAAAGAUACAAAGCAGAGGCUCACCUAUACACUAUUAUAAAGGUUGCUCGUGAUGCUGAUCUAUUACAACAGAUAGGAAAAGAUUUGUUUUUUGAUCUUAUUGAUCAUGAAAAAGUUCACAGUUUUCGAAUACAGAAACAGAUGAUGUUUAACAGUUUCAAGGAAGAAGUUGCCAAAGAGUUGGGCAUACCCGUUCAAUUUCAGCGUUUUUGGUUAUGGGCGAAGAGGCAGAACCAAACAUAUCGUCCGAAUCGACCUUUGACUCCACAUGAGGAAACACUAACUGUUGGGCAAUUAAGGGAUGCUUCCAAUAAGACUCAAAAUGCUGAACUGAAACUGUUCUUGGAGAUAGAGCUUGGGCCGGAUUUAAAUCCUCUUCCUCUACCUGAAAAAACUAUAGAUGAGAUACUUCUUUUCUUCAAGCUUUACGACCCAGAGAAGUUAGAACUCCGUUUUGUUGGUAGGUCUUUUGUGAAAAGUUCUUCUAAGGUGAUUGAAAUCAUACCAAAGUUGAAAGAAAUGGCUGGAUUUAGUCCUGAAGAAGACAUUCAACUUUACGAGGAAAUAAAGUUCGAGCCUAAUGUCAUGUGUGAACGUCUCGAAAAGAAUGCUUCGUUUAGAUCUUGCCAGAUUGAAGAUGGUGACAUCAUUUGCUUUCAGAAACUUCAACAUACUCAUCCUGUGGAGAAAUACCAAUAUCCAGAUGUGCCAUCUUUUUUUAUUUAUGUGAAAAACCGUCAGAUAGUUCAUUUUCGAUCUCUAGAUAGACCUAAAGAGGAUGACUUUUUUCUGGAAUUGUCAAAGUCGCAUACAUAUGAUGAUGUUGUGGAGAGGGUGGCAUACAAACUUGGUCUCGAUGAUCCAUCUAAAAUCAGGCUUACGCCUCAUAACUGUUAUUCUCAACAACCCAAGCCCCACCACAUUAAAUACCGAGGUGCAGAUCUUCUCGACAUGCUUGUUCACCACAAUCAGAUAUCUGAUAUUCUUUACUAUGAAGUGUUGGAUAUCCCUCUGCCAGAGUUGCAAGGUCUGAAAACUCUUAAGAUUGUGUUUCUACAUGCUUCAAAGGAAGAGCCUGUGAUUCACAAUAUUAGGCUGCCCAAACAGAGCACUGUUGGAGAUGUUCUUGAUGAGCUAAAGACAAAGGUGGAAUUAUCACAUAAAGAUGCUGAACUGCGACUAAUUGAAGUGUUUGUUCAUAAGAUUUACAAGGUUUUCCCACUUAGUGAGAAAAUCGAAAAUAUAAAUGAUCAAUACUGGACAUUACGGGCUGAGGAAAUUCCAGAAGAAGAAAAAAACCUCGGACCCCAAGAUCGGCUAAUUCAUGUUUACCAUUUUAAUAGAGAGACUAACCAGGUGGUGCAAAACUUUGGCCACCCUUUUUUUCUGGUAAUUCAUGAAGAUGAAACUUUGGCAGAUGUGAAAACUCGAAUUCAGAAGAAACUACAGGUUUCUGAUGAUGAAUUUUCUAAGUGGAAGUUUGCAUUUUUAUCUCUUGGACGAACCGAGUAUCUUCAAGACACUGACAUCGUGUCUAGGUGUUUUCAGAAAAAAGAUGUUUAUGGUGCCUGGGAGCAUUACCUUGGAUUGGAACACACCGAUACCACCCCGAAAAGGUCUUUCGCAACUAACCAGAACCGUCACACAUACGAGAGGGCGGUUAAAAUAUACAACUAGAAAAUAUACAAGUGCAUAACUUAAAUGUUGGUAUGUGAAGUAUUUGAAGGUUUUGUUUUCGGUAUCAUAUUUUUUGUAGAGUAUUAAUCUUGCAAAAGGUAUUUUAACCGUGGGUUGACCGACCUCAAAUAUUGGUUUUUUUUUUUUUUUGUUUUUCGUUCUCAUGUGAGGUUCUUCUAGUGGGUUAACUUUCAAGGUAGUACAUAACAUGAUUUUGGCGUAGUAUGGGUAACCUCAACUAGAUGUAAAACCUUUUGACUUUGAAUCCGAUUGAAAAUAUUAGUUACCAUUUGCAAUCUUGCUUAUAGUAA
Molecule: messenger RNA, 3899 nt
Organism: Helianthus annuus (common sunflower)
Lineage: Eukaryota; Viridiplantae; Streptophyta; Magnoliopsida; Asterales; Asteraceae
Product: ubiquitin carboxyl-terminal hydrolase 12
Exons: 32
Coding region: 217-3588 (1123 amino acids)
Biological process (GO): regulation of protein stability; protein deubiquitination
Cellular component (GO): cytosol; nucleus
Molecular function (GO): cysteine-type deubiquitinase activity; cysteine-type endopeptidase activity; protein binding
Source: RefSeq, a predicted model, not a curated record